UAAAACAUUUCCAUUUCGAUUUGGUUUUAAUAAUCAACGGCGAAUGCUACUACUCGUAAAGUCUUAUAUUAGAUUUUCAUUCAAUAAUUUCAAAUCUCUUUCACACAUUGUGUAAUAUGUGGUCUCAACUAGGGUACGCACCUGCACAGUUCGAUCAAAUUUAUGAACGAAGGUGAGAAAAAAAUAUCGCGCGUGUGUACCGACGGAGAUAAUGCAGUCAGGCGUGCCACCGGCUGGGGAUAUCUAAAUAUAACUACAGCAAAAUGAUUAAAACUGGAGAAGAAAAUCUAGGACACUUGAAAUAUCCGCAGACAGUGGAAUUCAGCGGACAAGAGGAUCAACAUUCGGUAGAAUUGUAUAGUCAAAAUGUAACAAUCAUUCCAUCAUCGGGUGGCCACGAUCAUGGAAGUUCCAAAGUUAAAUUAAAAAAUAUCGUUGACUUUACUUGGGAACAUAAUUUUUAUACCGGUCAAUUAUUGGCUGUUCAUAUGUCUGGAAAAUAUUUAGCUUACGGUAUCAAAGUUGGAACUGGAGGUGGAGUAGUACGGGUUGUAUAUAAAGAAUUAGAACAAAGAGCGUUAUUAAGAGGAAUGCGUGGGGCUAUACAAGAUCUAGCUUUUGCUCAUGUGUCAAAUGCUAUUUUAGCCUGCGUCGACUACUCAGGAAACCUCUUUAUACAUACUAUUGAAUCAACACCAUCCGAACUAUUAUGUAACUUAGUAUUACAAGUUGAUGCUGAAGAAUCAUCUCCUACUAGUCAUCGUGUUAUUUGGUGUCCUUAUAUUCCCGAAGAUGAUCCAUCGGAUGGUGAUGCAGUAUCUAAACUAUUGGUACUAACAAGGGGUUCUAAAGCAGAGCUAUGGUCGGUUGCCAAUGUUGCAGCUAGAUUUAGAUCUAUAGAGGCAACUGAUCCAGCUGCAAAAGAAAGCGGCGGCAUGAUAGAAAUUAAUCAGCACUCAGGGAUGAUCAUCGAGGCAACGUUUAGUCCCGAUGGUACCGCCUUAGCUACAGCCAGUCUUGAUGGAGAAGUCAAGUUCUUCCAGGUAUAUAUGCACGGUAAUUCUCAUGGCACGACUCAACCGCAUUGUUUACAUAAAUGGCAACCACACGGUGGACGUCCCAUUUCUUGUCUAUUUUUCCUCGACGAUCAUCAAACUUGUCAACCUGACGUACAAUUCUGGAGAUUCGCUAUUACUGGCUGUGACAAUAAUUCAGAAUUGAAAGUUUGGUCGUGCGAAUUAUGGACGUGUUUGCAAACUAUUACAUUUGCGCCAACUCCUUCGACUGGAAAAGUUCCUGUAUUGAAAGCAGGCUUAGAUCUUAGCGCCGGUUAUCUUUUGUUGUCUGACAUAUAUAAUAAAGUUCUGUAUAUAUUGAGUAUUUGUAAAGUCAGUGGAGAGGCAUUAGCGUGCGUAAGUACGAUAUCAGAAUUUCUUCUGCCUUAUCCGAUCUUGAGUUUUGGAAUAGUUGAUGCUGGUCAAAGAAAAAUGCGUCCAAUGGGAGAAUCAUUGGAAGAUCUUACUCAGUGCGAGGAAGAAACGGAGGAACAACUUGUUAUAAGAAUGUAUCUAGUUCAACCUAAGUCACUGCAAGAAUGUCAUAUAGCAUUUAAGCCCGCCUCGCGAGUGAAUGGCAAUUGUCUCAUGGAUAUGCUCAUUCAUGAUUCCUUGGAUUAUUCGGAAGAUUUACCAGAUAUUGGGAUUGUUAAUCACAAUGGAAUUUCAGGAGAAAAUAGCGAAGAAGAUCGUAUGUUAUCGGCUACGAUCGAAAACACGAAUAAUCAUAAUACAGGAUUAAAUUUAAUGACACCGGAUGCAUUUAGUUCACCGGCAAAGAAAGAAAACAACGAUACAGAAUCAAGUCCUCCUAGUCCUGAACUUGAAGACGUGAUAUCCGUUAGCCCCUCUCUGGCGCAGGCAGUACAAGCGUUGAACGCUUCGGAUCCGCCCCUUGCGACGAGCGAAUUAGAGGAGCAUGCGCCAGCUAGUGGUGGUAGUAGUCCUAGUAGAGAAGUCAGAGAAAUUCUAUCACUUAGUAAACAAGAAGAGGAAGAAGCCGAUUCUGAAAAUAAAGAGGAAGCAGCGCCGAAUACAGGAGAAGAUUGGCCUAAUAUUCCAAUGGUUUUAUUAAAAGAUGUCAAUGUACAUGCCAUGAAGUCAGACUCUGAAGAAUAUCAAAAUAAAGAAGAUAAUAAUACUACACAAAGAAAUACGACUAAGGAUGAAACUAAUUCGACAACUCACAUUUCGUGCGAACAAGAGACUCAAUGGCAAAAAACUGCAAAUAAUAUUAACGUUACUGAAAUAACUAAUAAAAUGGAUUCCAUUUUGGAAACUAUUCAAGAACAGUAUCAAGAAAUUAGAGAAUUAAAAAAUGAAGUAACGAGAUUAAGACAGGAAUCACCGAUAUCUACGCGUAUUGAAUCGGUUUUAGCAAGAGCAUCGCAACAACAAACAGCAACGUUAGAACAAUUGUAUGGACAAAUGAAUCGUCAACGUGAAUUAUUAAAUUCACUUGAAACAACGAUUAAAGAUAAAAUAGAAAAUAUUUUACCGCGAAUAGUUGAAGAAACGAUUGAACCAUUAAAACAUCAACUACAUUUGGACGUAACUCGCAUGGACGAUUUGUUGAAAGAUAAUUUAACUAAAUUGAUUAAUAGUACACAUAUAAAGGAUACAUUGGCAUUAGCUGCAGCCAAUGCAGCUAAACCAGCACUUGAUGUAGCUUUCAAAGACACUUUCACAAAUAUCCUUUUACCUGGCAUGGAAAAAGCUUGCCAAAAUAUGUUCAAGCAAGUGCAAGAUGCAUUCGUCAAAGGUACCCGCGAAUACCUUCAAAACGUUGAUUCUAUUAUGGAUAAGCAAUAUAAACAACGAAAUGAACAACAAACCGAAGCACUUUCAUUGUCAGUACGCGAAGAAAUUCGAAAUGAAUUUUCUCGAGGAAUAUCUUCCAUGCAAGAGGAUACUGUACGUAUAGUUCGAGAAUCGAUCAGGGAAAACUUAAAUCAACAAUUGAACGAAAUUUCUGGUGUACGUUCACGGGCCACGACUCCUGCAACAAUAUCUGUACCUGCAGUUGCCGAUGCACAAGCUCGAGUUAUAUCUUUACUGCAAAGAGGUCAAUUAAAUGCUGCUUUCCAACAAGCUUUAAGUGCUAGCGAUUUGGGAUUAGUCGUUUUAGCUUGUGAAAGGACUGAACCAUCGAGAGUAUUUUCUUCUCCUCUUGGACCUCAGGGUCAAGGCACUAGAUGUAUUUUACAGCAACCGGUAUUAUUAUCAUUAGUCCAACAACUCUCUGCCGAUUUAGGACAUCGUACAGAACUUAAACACAGGUGGUUAGAAGAAGCUAUAUUGAAUUUAGAUCCAACUGAUCCAGUAACUCGAGAGCACAUGGGUACUGUGUUAAUGACUUUACAAAGUCAAUUAGCUGCUUUUCUAACAGCAAAUCCAAAUCACCGAUCAUCUCGACAAAUGAAAAUGUUAGCCAUGGCAGCACGCGCUUUAUUAGCUCAACAUCCUUGACCUACAAUGUGUCUUCAAUAAGCACAUUUUUGUAUAAUAUAAGGUUCUUAUCUUUUGUCAAAGAGAGAAAAAAAAGGAGAAGAAGAGAAAGACGUGUUAGUCUAAAAGCAAUAUCGCCAAUGCGAGUUUAAGACUGACAUUAGUUCACAUGAAAUGUGAAAGAAAUAUUGUAUUAAUGUACGUUGUAAUUUUAUUAUUUUACUGAAAUAUUGUUUUUUAUUAUUUGCA
Polistes dominula (European paper wasp) is the source of this 3752-nucleotide messenger RNA. It is a transcript of the gene Ge-1, whose product is annotated as Enhancer of mRNA-decapping protein 4 homolog Ge-1. Gene Ontology annotation, biological process: deadenylation-independent decapping of nuclear-transcribed mRNA. NCBI's taxonomy places the organism in Eukaryota, Metazoa, Arthropoda, Insecta, Hymenoptera, Vespidae. Gene Ontology annotation, molecular function: protein binding. Gene Ontology annotation, cellular component: P-body. The record is from RefSeq and is a predicted model, not a curated record.